GGCCAGAGCCGCCGCCAUGCACCGCCGAGGGCCGGCCUGCGGGCUGCUGCUGCUGACCCUGGUCCUCUGCCGCUCGCACCGGGCGCGUCCCCGGAACGUGCUGCUGCUCCUCGCGGACGACGGAGGCUUCGAGAGUGGCGCCUACAACAACAGUGCCAUCAGCACCCCACACCUGGACGCCUUGGCCCGCCGCAGCCUGACCUUCCGCAAUGCCUUCUCCUCCGUCAGCAGCUGCUCCCCCAGCCGAGCCAGUCUGCUCACCGGCCUGCCCCAGCAUCAGAACGGGAUGUACGGCCUGCACCAGGACGCCCACCACUUCAACUCCUUCGACAAGGUGCAGAGCCUGCCGCAGCUGCUCGGCCGAGCCGGCGUUCGCACGGGCAUCAUUGGGAAGAAGCACAUAGGGCCCGAGACGGUGUACCCUUUCGAGUUUGCAUACACGGAGGAGAAUGGCUCCGUCCUCCAGGUGGGACGGAACAUCACCAGAAUUAAGCUGCUGGUUCGGAAGUUCCUGCAGACUCGGGAUGACAGGCCCUUCUUCCUCUACGUCGCCUUCCAUGACCCCCACCGCUGUGGGCACUCCCAGCCCCAGUACGGGGCCUUCUGUGAGAAGUUUGGCAACGGCGAGCGCGGCAUGGGGCGGAUACCAGACUGGACCCCGCGGACCUAUGACCCACAGGACGUGGUGGUGCCUUACUUUGUCCCGGACACUCCCGCAGCUCGAACUGACCUGGCCGCUCAGUACACCACCAUUGGCCGCAUGGACCAAGGGGUUGGACUCGUGCUCCAGGAGCUGCGCACAGCAGGUGUCCUGAAUGACACCCUAGUGAUCUUCACGUCCGACAACGGGAUCCCCUUCCCCAGCGGCAGGACCAACCUGUACUGGCCGGGCACAGCUGAACCCUUGCUGGUGUCAUCCCCAGAGCACACGAAACGCUGGGGCCAGGUCAGCGAGGCUUACGUGAGCCUCUUAGAUCUCACGCCCACCGUCUUGGACUGGUUCUCCAUCCCUUACCCGAGCUAUGCCAUCUUUGGAUCAAAGCCUGUGCGGCUCACUGGCCGGUCCCUCCUGCCGGCGCUGGACGCAGAGCCGCUCUGGAACACUGUCUUCGGCAGCCAGAGCCACCACGAGGUCACCAUGGCCUACCCCAUGCGCUCCGUGCACCACCGGACCUUCCUCCUCGUGCACAACCUCAACUUCAAGAUGCCCUUUCCCAUCGACCAGGACUUCUACGUGUCGCCCACCUUUCAGGACCUCCUGAAUCGCACUGUGGCCGGCCGCCCCACGGGCUGGUAUAAGGAUCUCCACCAUUACUACUACCGGGAGCGCUGGGAGUUGUAUGACAGGAGCCAGGACCCCCGCGAGACCCGGAACCUGGCUGCCGACCCCCGCUGUGCGCAGGUCCUUGAACUGCUGCGGACCCAGCUGGCCAAGUGGCAGUGGGAGACCCAGGACCCCUGGGUGUGCGCACCUGACGGGGUUCUGGAGGAGAGGCUCUCCCCCCGGUGCCGUCCCCUCCACAACGAGCUGUGAGCAUCCUUGGGGGCACCUGGGUGGCUGUCCCAGACCGGGUCCCCACGUGCCCCAUGGGAGGAGGGCUCUCCCGGACGCUGGUGUCAUUCGGCUGCUGCCUGGAGGGGAGAGAGUGUGUGCCCUGGCCCUUCGUCCCCCCGUGACAGGGAACACUGCUUUCCUUGUGUCUCAGCACGGGAAUUCAGGGGAUCUAGGAACAGGGCGGGGCCCCCAGUCUGUGACAUGUAAGGAUGGUCGUGAUCGGGUUGGGACCUGGGGCUUGAGGUCCUCUUCCCUCCUUGGGGCCCCCACAUGUUCCUGUAUCCUUCGUCUGAGAGGAGAUGGGGCAUCCGGGUAUCGCGUGGGUGGCAGGAGGGUUCAGACUACACUCCGUGUAGGGACACAGUAUCUGCCUUUUAUCAAUCUCUGGUUUUGAAAAAAACCUGUGACCAAGCCUGGGGCUUGUUUUGCUUUGCCCCUCGGUCAAGUUCCUGACCUUGGCUGGGUUUCCACGAGGCCACGGAUUCCUGGUGGGCUCCCUGCACACCCGGUUUCAGUCCGUGGUCUGUAAGCCAAGCUCGUCCUUCUUUUUGGAUGUCCGAGGCUGAAGAGCCUGUCCUCUGGCUCGGGCCGGCUCUGUCCGGUUGGACAUGGGGCUGUGGCACGGAUGUUGCUCAUAGAUGCUCCAGCCCUGCCCGGCGUUCCCCUGCUGUCCCUGGACGCAGAAGCUCGCCCUGGAGAGCCUAGAGCUCGGGGUCUUUUUCCCUUGAGUGGGUGGGCUUCUGCCCUCCCCUCCCCCACAAGUCCACCCUGGGGGCAUGGACGGAGAGCCACAGUGCCCAGUGCUGUAAAGCUUUGUAUUUUAGUAAAACAUGCACAAGGUC
Messenger RNA from Enhydra lutris kenyoni (northern sea otter), 2397 nucleotides. It is a transcript of the gene SGSH, whose product is annotated as N-sulfoglucosamine sulfohydrolase. The transcript has 8 exons. Gene Ontology annotation, molecular function: N-sulfoglucosamine sulfohydrolase activity. Gene Ontology annotation, biological process: glycosaminoglycan catabolic process; heparan sulfate proteoglycan catabolic process. Lineage: Eukaryota; Metazoa; Chordata; Mammalia; Carnivora; Mustelidae. Bases 17 to 1534 code for a protein of 505 amino acids. The record is from RefSeq and is a predicted model, not a curated record.